AUGGCACGAGGGGUACCCGUAAAACCCCGCGAACAAGACUACUCCAAUGUGGGAACCACAGGAAGACGCACAGGAAUUUCUUUGAAGGAGGGCCGGCGCGAUGAACAUGGAAUGGAAGAGGUGGAUGGCCUCUUCUCGUCUCCUGAAAAGUCGCCCACGAAAUUUGACGGCUUUGAAGAUGAGAACGACUCUUCAAUUGGCUCAGACGGCAUGUCUUUAGAAGAAGGCAAUGCGCCGGGUCCCAUGGACUUCCUCAAAGGCUCCAAUGGCUCGCGUUCUUCUUUCCUCCCGCCAUCCGCGACACGAUCGCCAAUGAAGACUGGGCUCGGUGGUUCCCCGCGGAGGACUCCUGCUCUACAAUCUACUCCAGACUCCGAAGAUCUCCAAUCGUCUAGUCCGUCAGAUGGCAAAGGGCAGAACGAGUCGCAUCUAGAUCCCUCUCCUCUUUCUGCGCGCUCCGUCAAUGUGGGCCGCUCGAAUCAACAGAAUGGCGCACGACAAAGACCGACCAAAGCACAGCUCACUGGAGAAUCCGAGCCUACAUUGCCAGACUUCUCUGAUGACGAGGGCGACGAGAAUGCGUUUGCGCAGGUGCAAAGUAACUUUGGCAACAGCUUAAUCGACGAAGAUCCACUGCCAACUGCGGAACUUUCCGAGGAUUCGGAGCCAGAUCAACACGAGCACGAGGACAGCCCACCCCCAGCAGAAUCCCCGCCACGUGCGAAGGCCGCUGUCAACCCCAAGUCGGCAAAGAAUAGCAAACCGGCCAAGCCGGCCAAAAGCGCUGAUACAGAACAACCUCAGCCGAAAUCGACUGGGCGACGUGGGCGCCCUCCCAAGUCCGCAGCAAAGAACACCGAAGAAGAUCCAAAUCCACGACCAGCCAAAAAGCAGAAGAGCUCUGCUACCGCACCUCCACCCGAGCGUGAGCCUUUAGAGCCGGAGUUGGAUAGAGUUGUGAAUGACUAUGCCAACCGCACAGGCCCGCUGAAAGGCCGAAGUCUUUACAUCCUCAAGCGCGAAAACCCCACUGACAGCAGCGCGACUCACACUCGAUCGGGCCGAGUUUCCGUGCGGCCACUGGCGUACUGGCGUAACGAACGCUGCGUGUUUGGUGAUGGGGAAGCUGCCGAAGGCCAUCGAUACCCAGUCUCCACCAUCAAGGAGAUCAUCCGUACAGAAGAGCAGGAAAACGACAAGAAAAAGAAAGGAAAGCGUUCGUCUCAAAAGUCCAAGUCCAAGUCCAAGAAGCGAAAAGACGAAUCAUCCGACGAAGAAGAUGACGAAGUCGAUCUGUGGGAAAAAGAGGGUGGUGUGCUUCACGGCUACACCCUCAAGUGGGAUAGUAGGACGCAGGCUAGCUCGAAGGAAGAAGAGGUCUUAGAUAUUGCAUAUGCCCCCUCUGGCAUCGAGACCAGAGAGGUCAAAGGCUCGACCUUCAGAUUUGCAAAGCUUCUCAGCUCUUCGUUCAUCGGGUCUGGGGUGGUUGAACUCCCUGCAGACGGUGUGAAGAAACCCAAAAACUCGAAGAAAAUGCACAUGGUGUUCUAUGUCUGCCACGGACGUGUUCAGGUCGACAUCUCCGGCGUUCAAUUCAGUGCUGGCAAGGGAUGUGUCUUCCAAAUCCCACGAGGCAAUUACUAUAGCUUUGCGAACCCCCAUCGCAAAGAGGCACGACUGUUCUUCACCCAAGGCUGUGUUCCUGACGAGACAGAAGGUGAAGAAGGGACUGACACUCAAGGCGAACUUGAUGACAACGAAACGUCGGCGGUGUCCCGCGGGGGUAGCCCCGAGACUGACGUCGAGGCCGAACCUGCUCCUGCUCCUGCACCCGCUCCGGUGAAGAAAGCCAAGGGCCGUCCAAAGGGCAAGCAGAAGAAGGCUGGAAAAUAG
Messenger RNA from Penicillium brevicompactum, 1893 nucleotides. Its product is annotated as Cupin domain protein. The transcript is spliced from 5 exons. Gene Ontology annotation, biological process: spindle attachment to meiosis I kinetochore; kinetochore assembly; attachment of mitotic spindle microtubules to kinetochore. NCBI's taxonomy places the organism in Eukaryota, Fungi, Ascomycota, Eurotiomycetes, Eurotiales, Aspergillaceae. The coding region runs from base 1 to 1893 and encodes 630 amino acids. Gene Ontology annotation, molecular function: centromeric DNA binding. The record is from RefSeq and is a predicted model, not a curated record. Gene Ontology annotation, cellular component: kinetochore.